UUUCAUAUUACUGGACCAUUAUUCUUCGCUAUUCCUAUUUCAAGAUAAAUUCAUACGACCAUGAUUUUUGCCUACGAUAAUGAGAGAAAUAUCAUCGAUGACGUCAUCUUUAUAAAUAAUAGGCGCAGUAAGCAAUCGCACAUGUAGAGUUGGGAUGAGGAAGUUUCAGUUUUCAAUACCCACAUCAUUUACGCAAUAGCCGAGUUAUUGAAUUAGUAGUUGGACACUCUGUCACUUGCCAUUUGUUUUCGAAAGCUUGAUUCAACAGAAAGUCUAAGUCGUCGACAUUACGGCAAUAAUGAAAGGAUUGAUCAUUGUUUUCCUAACCGUCGUAACUUACGACUUUACCUUUGCUUUUACCAAUGUGUAUCCGAAAUUAAAAUCGUAUCCUGUACGCGAUAACGAGGAUGUUGGAGAUCCGCUGUUUUUGACACCUUUUAUUGAAAGCGGACAGAUCGACAUGGCACGAAAGAAGGCUGCGGUACAGCACAAAGAAAUGAAUGAUAUAAGCAGUUACGCAGGCUAUUUAACAGUUAAUAAGACAUAUAAUUCUAAUAUAUACUUUUGGUUCUUCCCAGCUCAGAUAAAUCCAAAAAGUGCUCCGGUAGUGCUGUGGCUACAAGGUGGUCCAGGGGCAACAUCUUUAUUUGGACUUUUUACCGAAAAUGGGCCUUUCAGUGUCACAAGGAACAAAACUCUAAAAACAAGAAAAUAUUCGUGGAACAUUAAUCAUAAUCUUUUGUAUAUUGAUAAUCCAGUUGGCACUGGAUAUAGUUUUACAGAAAAUGACUUUGGAUAUGCUGUAAAUGAAAUUGAUAUCGGGCGUGAUAUACAUACAGCACUGGCUCAAUUCUUCAUUCUUUUUCCUGAGCUUCAGCAAAAUGAAUUUUAUGUAACUGGAGAGUCCUAUGCUGGAAAGUACGUUCCAGCUGUAUCGUUUGCAAUAAAGGAAAAUAAUGUUAAGGCCAAAAUUAAAAUAAACUUAAAAGGUCUUGCCAUUGGAAAUGGAUUGACGGAUCCCUUUAAUCAGUUGUACUAUAGCGAUUAUUUAUAUCAAAUUGGACUUCUUGAUUUCAAUGGCAGAAACCAGUUUCAGGCAUUAGAAAGUCAAGCGAGAAAUUACAUUAAGGAACAAAAAUAUAUGGAUGCUUUUAAGAUCUUUCAAAAACUGAUAAAUGAUGAUAUGACCAGUACACCGUCGUUAUUUAAAAACUUGACUGGUUUCGAUUUUUAUUUUAAUUACCUGCACAAUCAAGAAUCGAAUAGUACCAGUUGGUUUGCUGAAUGGGUACAAAGAGCGGAUGUUCGUAAAGCCAUACACGUGGGAAAUUAUUCAUUCAGUACCGAAGCAGAAAAAGUCGAAGAACAUCUCAGAGAAGACAUCACGAAAUCUGCGACAUUUUUCAUAUCUGAUCUGUUACAACACUACAAAGUUUUAAUUUACAAUGGUCAAUUGGAUAUUAUUGUUGCGUAUCCUCUUACUGAAAAUUAUUUACAAAAUUUGGAUUGGCCAGAUUUGAACAACUAUAAAAAAGCAGUGAGAAAGCAGUGGUGGGUAGGAAAAGAACUAGCUGGAUAUUCAAAAUCUAUAGGUAAUUUAACGGAAGUACUUGUCAGAAAUGCUGGUCACAUGGUACCCGGAGAUCAACCUAUGUGGGCUUGGGACAUGAUUACUCGAUUCACUCAUCACAAAUCGUUUUAAUUCUUUCUAAUACAAAUUAUAUUAUCAUAAUUACUUAUGUUACAAAGUUUUAUAAGACUGUAAAAAAUACUUUCCAGGUGAUAUAAAUAACUUGUGAUGUAGAA
This is a messenger RNA of Ceratosolen solmsi marchali, 1806 nucleotides long. Its product is annotated as venom serine carboxypeptidase. The record is from RefSeq and is a predicted model, not a curated record. Gene Ontology annotation, molecular function: serine-type carboxypeptidase activity. Gene Ontology annotation, biological process: proteolysis. Bases 299 to 1702 code for a protein of 467 amino acids. Lineage: Eukaryota; Metazoa; Arthropoda; Insecta; Hymenoptera; Agaonidae. The transcript has 2 exons.